Messenger RNA from Schistosoma margrebowiei, 1226 nucleotides. Lineage: Eukaryota; Metazoa; Platyhelminthes; Trematoda; Strigeidida; Schistosomatidae. The record is from the annotation of a GenBank genome assembly.
AUGUCUAUAGUUUGUUCAUAUUAUCAUAGUGUACAACAAUCACUAGAGUUACAUUACAAUGAUGACAAUAAAGAGCUCAGUGUAAACAGUUUUACAUAUUUACUCAAAACGAUUUCUAGAAAACAAGAAGUUUUUUCACUAAUGAAAUUUAUUUCUUUAUUUAAUGGCUUUUAUUGUGAAAGAUAUUAUCUAGCACUGAAAAAUGUGACGGAUACUCCAAAGCCAUCACGGUAUUUAACACGUACACAAGGUCUUUCAAGUAAUAGUGGGAGCGGUAUUGGCAGUGUUGGUGUAGGCAGCAGUUGUAGUGGAACUGGUACAUCAACUUCAUCUUACUCAGGACUUCCACAAUAUCCACGUAGGUCACCAAAUAAAAUUGGUUCAAAUACAAAUUAUACAGUUGGUGGAAUAGGUACUAGUUCAUCAUGGAAUUCGGAUUUGAGUAGUGCUGCAAGUAAAACACCUAAUUACAAACAGUUAUACGAAGAAGAAAAACUGCUAACAAAUGGCUUACGUGAAGAGGUGAAAGCAGCCCAGAAAGAACUGAAAGAAUUAGAAGACGCCUUGGAAAAUUCAGUUGGUAGACGAAGACCUAGUGAGGUUGAACAAAGGAAAAUGGAAAGAAGAAUAUCAGAAUGUGAACAAGAACUUAAAUUAAUUGAAAAAUUACGUGCUGAAUCUGAAAAAUUACACGCUGAACAUCGAGCACUUAUCCGAGUGGUAUCACGUUUAAACAGAGAACAAUAAACAUUUUCUUAAAUAAUGACAAUUUACCAUUUUAUUUGUUUAUCAAUAUUCAAUUAACAUGAAUAAUGAAAUAAAAUUCUACUAUUUACUUCUUCAUAUAUGAUAGUUCUAUUUAUACAUAAAGAUCGUUUUUUUUUUAAAAAAAAAUUUCAUUUGAGUAUUAUGAAUAAAUAAAAUGGGAGUAUUUAUCAAAUGAAACUUUCUAUUAAAGUCUCAUUUUAUGUUACAAAUAGAAUUGGAAUAUACUUUAUUAGAUAUAAUAUUAUUAUCAUCAUCACACUUUUUCUUUUUUUUUUUAAAAAAAAUGACGUCAUCAAUGCUAUGACGUAACAUCCGAUCAAUGUUUAUUGAUUGUUUUAAUUUAGUUGUUUAAUUAUUGUCAUUUCUUAUUAAUGUAAAAAAAUAUAUAUACUAAUCAAUAUGUGAAAAUUCCCAUUUUGCCAUUUGGUAAAUAAAGAAGAAGCUUCUUCCUUAAUCAA